This is a messenger RNA of Neoarius graeffei (lesser salmon catfish), 999 nucleotides long. RefSeq lists its product as uncharacterized. NCBI's taxonomy places the organism in Eukaryota, Metazoa, Chordata, Actinopteri, Siluriformes, Ariidae. The coding region runs from base 160 to 999 and encodes 279 amino acids. Gene Ontology annotation, molecular function: nucleic acid binding. The record is from RefSeq and is a predicted model, not a curated record. The transcript has 3 exons.
GGAGGAUUGAGGGUGCGUGGAGGUAGAGGAGAGGGAAGAGGAGGAGGAGUGAGGGUUCGUGGUGGUGGAAUAGGAGGAAAUAGAGUUCGCAGACAUCAUGUUGUCCCAGAUGAAAUUCGGGCCACCAUUAUUGAUCAUGUCAUCAACCAUCGCCUCACAAUGGCAGAGGCAGGGCGCAGAGUGCAGCCUAACGUGCCACGCUCCACAGUUUCCUCCAUCAUUCAAACCUUUCGGCGGGAAAACAGGAUUGGCCGACAACCUCAUGCGGGUGGAAGAAGAAAACUUCUAACCGAUCGCCAAGAACAGGAGAUCUGUAACAUGGUGAUAGCAAAUAAUGCCAUAACACUGACACAGAUCCGGGAUGCAGUCCUCCAAAACAAUGGCGUCUUCCAAAACAUCAACUCCAUCAGCAUAUCAACAAUAGACCGGGUUCUGAAGAAGAACCUAAUCACCAUGAAACAGAUAUACAGAGUACCAUUUGAUAGGAACACUGCCAGAGUAAAAGAGCUGCGGUACCAGUAUGUGCAGAGAAUCCUGGCACUGGAGGGGAGUGAAACACCACACAUCCUAGUGUUUGUUGAUGAGGCAGGCUUCAACCUGGCCAAGGGCCACAGGCGUGGCCGAAACAUCAUUGGCCAGCGGGCCACAGUGGAUGUCCCAGGCCAGCGGGGGGGAAAUAUAACCAUGUGCGCGGCUAUUUCAGAAAAUGGUGUGGCCACCCACACUGCAAGCUUGGGCCCAUAUAACACAGAGAAACUCCUCCGUUUCCUGGAUCAACUAUAUGUAUAUUUGGUCCCAGAAAAUGAGAGGGGUCUUGAAGGGCCCCACCUACCCCAGUUUGUCAUUGUAUGGGACAAUGUUAAUUUCCACCGUGGUCCACGCAUCCGGGCAUGGUUCAACAUGCAUCCAAGAAUGCAUAAUGUCUUGUUACCACCAUAUUCUCCAUUCCUGAAUCCUAUCGAGGAGUUUUUUCUCUGCUUGGAGAUGGAGAGUAUAUGA